This is a messenger RNA of Fraxinus pennsylvanica, 330 nucleotides long. The record is from the annotation of a GenBank genome assembly. NCBI's taxonomy places the organism in Eukaryota, Viridiplantae, Streptophyta, Magnoliopsida, Lamiales, Oleaceae.
AUGUGUAUUAGUCCCACAGAAUCGAUACUAUCGCACAAUCUUGAAGUUCCUUCACAAAAACGGCCGAAGCGUUCCAGGGUUCGUAUACACAACCUUGCAAGAAGAAAUCAAUGCAAAGAGAAGAUUGACAAGGAUAUGGAGCUUAAGAAUUUGAAGUUGUACAUGGAGAAUAUCAGUAUAAUAGAAGAGAAUGAGAAGUUGAGGAAAAAGGCUACUCUCUUGCAUCAAGAAAAUCUUGCUCUAAUGUCUGAGUUACAAAACAGAUUUUCCAAGCAUGUCCUUCUUAAUGACGAUAAGUCGAAGAACACCGUGCAUCCCUCGAACGAGUAG